CCCAUCCUGCCUUUCGCGUCAGCUCAGCUGAUCUGGUCACAUCGUUUGUGUGUGCUCUUCUGUUUUCCUUGUUCAGCAAACGCGAGUGACAGAUAUCACACGACUCGUGUGCAUGUCGAUUCGGUAAGACACAUCACCCAUGACCGUGCAUUGUUGAAUCGGCAUCGCGACAGAAAAACGCAGAACAAACAUGUGUGUGAAGCACGACUAACCGAAGCCAGAGAAGCCAUGCUGGCCACCCAAACACCUGAGAGCGGCCCAGAGGCAAAAGAUGUCAAACAGUGGAUCAAGGAAAAGAUCGCACGGAUGCUAAAAGCCCUGCAGAAGCGUUACAUCACCACGGACACGGCGGUCACCAGCGAGGACCUGGAAGCAAACCUGCUAUGUUGUGCUUUAGAGGCGGUUUUCAUCCAUGGACUCAAGAGCAAGUUCAUCAGAUUUGAUGGAGGUAACUUGCGCAAAGGAGGAUCACGAGGAACACUUCCUCAGCCUGUCUUCUGGAGCCUGUUGAAGACCGUCACACACAGGGAUGUAGUUCAAGAACUGGAACGUCUAAGCUUCAUAAACUCAGACGUUGGUCGCUGCAGAGCAUGGGUUCGCCUGGCUCUAAAUGACGGGCUUCUGGAGUGUUACCUGACCUCACUGCUUCGCGAGGGGUCCAAAUUGGGCUCCUACUACCAGCCCGGGGCUCUUCUGCUGGACCCGGAGGAUCGCGAGGUUCUUCUCACCCUGCUGCAGGGUUUGGCCUCGAUGACCUUCCAGCUCUCCUAUAAAUCAGCUGUGCUGAAUGAGUGGACCAACACACCACUGGUCCUCGCAGGCCUUUGCCCCCUCACGCCUGCCGACGAGCACCUUCUGAGCCCCAAGCGCAAGGAGUCUUGGGAUACAGUCUCACAGUCAUCUGGAGGGUCCGGAAGCUCAGAUUGGGCUCAGGAAGCGAUUCAGAGGGAGUCGAGGAAAGAGCAAAACGAGGGUUGUGAAACGAGCACUCCGCUUACCUCAUCAAACCUCAGUCUGAAUACGUCAGGAUCGCCACAGCUGUCCUCCAGCCUGAGCUCUGAUAGUCUGCUUCAGGGUCAGGAGCCCAGGAGUCCUGAAAAGGAACGCUGGAGUUGUGACAUGGAAAUCAGCCUCAAAGCACAACAGAACACCGUUACAGAAGAUAACAACUCCUCUAGUCAGGAUUUGAAGAAGGAAGACUUUGAUGCGUUCAUGCCAGCUCCAGAUAUUCAGCUCCAGAGUGACUCUGCCAAACAUGCCGUUGAUGGAAAAACGCACAUGGACACGGACACGCAUCUAUCGGAUGCACACAUCACAGAGGGAUCUAAAGCAUGCUCAGAAAAAAUAUCAGCUGAAGCGUUACUGGAGACAAAAGAAGGAACAACAGAAGAAUCCGAGAUUCUAGUUAAAAGCACAAGACUAAAAGUUAAACACGCAGUCACUGAGACUCAAGAAAGGGAGCAGAAGAGACAGAACAGAGUCUCGUCUGUUGAGUUCCCUUCAGUUUCUUCUGUUGAGAAGACCUCUGACCUCAGUAAAGACCCUGACACUGUUCUUCCUGAGACCUCUGCUGUCCCUAAUGCAGUAGAACAAUCAAGAAAUGCUGUAUGCAGACGUACCGCAAGUACCGUCAGCAGGAAAAUAUCAUCUGACUCUCUGUAUUCCUCUUGUAAAUCCACAUCUUGGAUAUCAGAGGAUGACUUUUACAAGCCAGAAGAAACGGGCAGUUCUGAAGCAUAUGCCGUCAUUGACAUCACGCAAAUGAACGAGCAGGUGACGCCCACCUCUGAACCGGACACCCUCCAGCCACCACCAAGCGUAGUGCACCGGAGACAGAACGGUCUUCCUAACCCGUUCAGGGGUUUGCUGAAGCUGGGUCAGCUGGAGCGCCGCAGUGCGGUGGGCAUGUGGUGGGAUUACUACUGCGAGCUCUCUCCGUUUGAGUUACGGCUUUACGUCAAUGCUGAGGAGCGCAUCUGCAAUGAAAACCUGUCCCUGCUGCGCUGCGAAGACGUCCACCUGUCCUCCGGCUCCGAGGGCCGUUUUCGGCUCUCCUUCCCAAGCAAAAGAAUCUACCUGCGGGCACCGUCUCGAGGGGAGGCUGAAGACUGGGUCGAUCGGAUCAUGGAGGCCAUCAGCAAACUACGUCCCAUGCCGAGAGACGAACAGUGGGAGGUGCUGCAUGCGUCCACGCCGUCCAGUGAUCAGGAAAUCCCCUCGCCAGCACCCUCAAGCCCUGAAAGUACCAUCUCAGAACUUCCAGAUGCCCCUCAGUUAGAUUGGACCCGUCAUAAGGACCCAGACCUAGAUGCCAUAAAGGAAGCGGUGGUCUAUCAGAACUUGGAGAAGGGUUGGCGGCCCCUUGUGCUUUCGCUCUCCCUGGAGACCCUCAAAGGUUACCAGGUCCAAGAUGACACCAAGACACCCCUUUUCUCGUACUCCAUUGGUAAGAUCAGGGAUGUGGUUCCAGAUGUUUCAUUAGGUAGUCCUGCGUUUUUUAAGAUUCUGACUGCGCGGGACAUACUGACACUGAGGGCAGAGAGCGGCGAGGAAGCCCAGGGAUGGAGAAGUCUGAUCAGAGGAGCGCUCGACUCGUAUCUGGAGACGGAUGAUGAUGGAGCGCUUCCGGGUGUCUCGUCGCCCCUCGGCGUCCACAAACUGGUUCAACACAGACUGAAGGGAGACGGGGAGCUGCUGUCUCACUUGUCCGAGGUCCCUAAGGAAAGAGGACUAGAUGCGCAAAAUUACAAAUGUGCAGGUUGCCCUCGGCAGAUCGGCGUGUCUUUCGGGAGAGCCAGACUCUGUGAGUUCUCAGGCCGGUACUACUGUGAUUCCUGUCACCAAGGAGACGCAACAAUCAUCCCCUCCCGCAUGGUGCACAACUGGGACCUAACAACACGCGAGGUCUCAAGACAAGCCUUAAAGUUGCUGACUCAAAUAGAGCACGAGCCGCUUCUGAACCUUGAUGUUUUGAAUCCUGACCUGUUUGAUCACACUGACACUGUGGCUAAAGUGCAAACCCUGAGGCAGAGACUUCGUUUCCUCGGAGACUACCUCCUCAUCUGCCGCAGCGGGAUCAGCAAACAUGUCCAACCCAGACUCCAGCAGAGGACUUAUUUAUUGGAUAACAGUGAUGUAUACAGUGUAUUGGACUUGCAGCAGAUAGCAGACGGGCACUAUGAAUCUUACCUGCAGUCUCUGAUUGAGUUCGGGUCCAAGCACGUGCACAACUGUGACCUUUGCACCCAGAGGGGCUUUAUAUGUCAGAUCUGCAACUCUGACAACAUCAUCUUCCCGUUUCAGUUUGACAGCACCUCCAGGUGUAGUGUCUGCAAGACUGUGUUUCAUUCCUCCUGUAAGGCCAAGUGUCCGGUCUGUCCACGCUGCGUUCGGAUACAAAAGUAUUUGGAGAGGGACUUGGAGGACUGAUUUAGAUUUCUAAGAAAACUGUCAUGUGCCAAGCUCUCUGUUGCUGUUGUGUCUACAGAGCUCAAAAUCCAGGGUUAGUACCAUGUUAUUGUAAAGUUAUCUUAUUUUUCUCAGUUAGCUGGCCAACUGGAAGCGCUUGAUCUGUAUUUCACACUAAGAGUUUAUUGGACUCUCCUUAAGUGCACUUAUUUACACAUACAUAUGUACAUAUUUACUCACAUUAGGACACCCAUGUACAUUCAUUCCUGAGAUGUCAACAAUGCCAAACAAACAAUGGUGGAAGAACUGUUAUUAAAGCUAUGAUUUUUGCUUUUUAACUUUAUAAACACACCAACAUUCAACGGUUAAUCUAUUUUUCUGGCUUUCACUAUUCUGCAUGUUUGUGUUUGGAAUCAUAAGUCUUAGUUCUCUCUCUCUUUGUUUUUGUUGUCGUUUUUGGUGUAGUCAUUAUUGAUUUAGUCCAGCCAAUAAAGUCAUAUUUAUGAAACUUAAGACAAUUAAAUGCCAAGGAUCUUAAAGUUUUUAUAUUUUCUUGAUUUUUUUCUUGUUUUACAUCUGAAUGUCUCAUGCCAAGUUUUAUAUGAAGCAUUACGAGUUUACAAUAAAUAUAUUAAUGUAUAUGCAGGAAUUGUACGUACCUAUUAAAGAAGGUGGUUAAUGAAAUUAUGAAAUGUACUAACACUUAAAACCUCCUUUAACGGGUCAUUUUUUGUACUAUGCUGUGCCUUUAUUUUCAUUUUUCAUUGUAGCGUUCAUUAUCACUAAAAUGGAUUGUUCCAAAAAUGUAACUAUUAAAAGCCAAUGUGAAUUAUUAAUAUAUGCCACGAAAUCAGAAAGUCUGUGGAUGAUAAAAAGGAUCAACUCUCUUUAUUUAUUUGAUUCUUGUUUUAAUGAAUGUCCAUUUUUAAUCAUUGAUCAUUUGCCUAUGAAGCUUGACUGCUGCCUCAUAAGCACUUGUUUUAUAUUGGAAACUGAAUGAGAGAGAUUACAUUUGAAUUCUUUUUGUUCUGUACUUUUUUUUUUGUUUGUUUUUAACAAUGCUGUUUUUCCUGAUAUUUUUAUGACAAGUUCAUUACAUCACCUGUUAAAGGAAAACUCCCAGAUGACGUUCUGUCUUUCUUAUCUUCUGUUUUUCCACUCGGGGCAGUGUCACCUAAGCUAAAGUCACUAAUUUUCUUUUAUUAAUAAUUCUUUCAGAGUAAAUGUUUUUAUCCUCAUAGUAAUGUGCAUUUAGUUGUUUAGCAAACGCUUUUAACUGAAGUGUUUCUAAAUAUUCAGUUUUUGUCAAUUUUGUCUGUGCUCCUGGGUGUUUAAAGCUGCUCUCUGUUCUCGUACUGUCUACUGGUGUAUGUUCGUGCCAAUGUAACUUAAAGAAAUCGUUUGCUAGAAUCAUCAGCUAUAGAAAGAUAGAUGUAUAUUUUUGCCUAACUUGUCAUUCUCAUCAAACCACAUCGCUCUGCAUUUGUGUCUGACUAGAUCUUCCUGUUUGCUUACCUCCUGGCAUUUUUUUUUUUGUCUGUGUUUGUUUCUUUCUGUCCAUCAUUUGUAUACACCAGUCUAUACCAAACAAACUCCAUCUAAAAAAUGUGGUUGUAAGCAUAUAAGAAUCUUGAAAUGAGUGCAACUUGUGUAACUAAACCUGGAUCAGUUUGAAUAAAUUAUUUUUACUUUAGAUAUAAA
Pimephales promelas (fathead minnow) is the source of this 5109-nucleotide messenger RNA. RefSeq names its product pleckstrin homology and RUN domain containing M1 (gene plekhm1). The record is from RefSeq and is a predicted model, not a curated record. NCBI's taxonomy places the organism in Eukaryota, Metazoa, Chordata, Actinopteri, Cypriniformes, Leuciscidae.